AUGGGGGAUCUUACGUGGAUCUUCUUUUGGCUCUUCAGCUCUGCCUUUUGCCAGAAGUGGAAUCCAGAGGAAGACUGGUUCUUCGCUGCAGAUAUCAAAGCCAUGUCUCAGUUCCAGGAGUCAGUGAUGUUCAGUGAUGUGUCCAUAGGCUUCUCUCAGGAGGAGUGGGAAUGUCUUAAUGAUGCUCAGAGAGAGUUAUACAAAGAUGUGAUGUUGGAGAAUUACAGCAACCUGGUUUCAAUGGGAUAUUCUAUUUCUAAGCCCGAUGUGAUCUCCUUCUUGGAGCAGGGGAAAGACCCCUGGUUGGUUGACAGAGAAUUUACAGGAGACCAAUUGCGAGUCCUAGAGUCAAGAUGUGACACCAAGAACUUACUUCUGAAGAAGGAAGUUUAUGAAAUAGAAUCAGCCCAGUGGGAGAUCAUGGGACGACUUAGCAGACGUGACUUUCCAUGCCAUGCUUUCAGAGAUAAGUGGGAAUGUAAUGACCAGUUUGGAAAACAACAUGUUGCUCAGCAGGGACAUUUCCAUCAACUGACAUUCCCUCAUGAAGGCAAGCCCACAUUCAGUCGGCCUCCAUCCUACACAUUACAGCAAAUCACUAAUAAUAAAGAGAAAUAUUGUACAAGUAAGGAAUAUAGGAAGAACUUUCGGCAUGACUCACAGCUGACUGCCCACCAGAUCAGUCACAGCACCGAGAAGCCCUAUGAAUGUAAGGAAUGUGGAAAGGCCUUUAGACAUCCCUCAAGACUCAGUCAUCAUCAGAAAAUUCACACUGGCAAAAAACCUUUUGAAUGUAAGGAAUGUGGAAAAACCUUUAUUUGUGGCUCAGAUCUCAUGCGACAUCACAGAAUUCACACUGGCGAGAAACCCUAUGAAUGUAAGGAAUGUGGAAAGGCCUUUAGUAGUGGUUCAAACUUUACUCGACAUCAGAGAAUUCACACUGGCGAGAAACCGUAUGAAUGUAAGGAAUGUGGGAAGGCCUUUAGUAGUGGAUCAAACUUUACUCAACAUCAAAGAAUCCAUACUGGGGAGAAACCUUAUGAAUGCAAGGAAUGUGGCAAUGCCUUCAGUCAGAGUUCACAGCUAAUUAAACAUCAGAGAAUCCACACAGGUGAGAAGCCCUAUGAAUGUAAGGAGUGUGAAAAGGCUUUUCGGUCUGGUUCAGACCUUACUCGACAUCAGCGAAUUCAUACUGGUGAGAAACCCUAUGAAUGUAAAAUCUGUGGGAAAGCCUAUUCUCAGAGCUCACAACUUAUUAGUCACCAUAGAAUUCAUGCAGUUGAGAAACACUAUGAAUAUAAGGAAUGUGGAAAAACCUUUACUUAUGGCUCACAACUUAUUCAGCAUCAAAAUCUAUAUUGGUAA
Molecule: messenger RNA, 1365 nt
Organism: Sorex fumeus (smoky shrew)
Lineage: Eukaryota; Metazoa; Chordata; Mammalia; Eulipotyphla; Soricidae
Gene: ZNF566
Product: zinc finger protein 566
Exons: 4
Coding region: 1-1365 (454 amino acids)
Biological process (GO): negative regulation of transcription by RNA polymerase II
Molecular function (GO): DNA-binding transcription repressor activity, RNA polymerase II-specific
Source: RefSeq, a predicted model, not a curated record